UCUUUUUUCAUAAAUUUAAUUCAAAUUUAAUUCAUUGCUCCAUAGAAUUUUAUUCGACCCCAAAAUCCUUUCAAGCACAGAUGCUUUCAUAAUACAAACAAAGAAUUGGAAAAGAAGUACAACUAGGAUUAUGUUUAUCUUCUGUUAUGUUUUUCAAGUUUUCUUAUUUUCGAAUUUGACCGUAAAGUUUAGUGUAUAUAGGUAAUAGGUGUAUGAAUUUGUAGUUUGAAAUAAGGGAGGAUUGAACCUGAAAGCCAACCAAAACGAACGAAAGAAGAAAAUUCACAAAACCAAGCUACGAGGGCAGUUUUCUAAUUAAGCAAGCAAAAACAUGGCGGAGGCAGUAAUUUUAUCGUUGAUACAAAUGCUUGAAAAAUAUUGUGUGGAAGAACCAGAGCUUGUGGAAUGGGCAACUAAAGACAUGAGAGAGAUUCUGGAUAUAAUGAAAGAUACGAAAUUUGUAGAAGGAAGAAGGCUCAGCUUUUUGGUAUCUGAUUUGGUCCACAUGGCUCACAAGGCACUUGAUGUGGUACUUGACAUAGAAAACACCUAUUUCUGGAUGAAUUAUAUCGAAAGUUGGAUUGGAGAGAUCAAAAUGCGGAUGCUUAAACUGGGAGUUGAUGGGCCGGAAAUAGAGCCCAACUCAGAAAGUGUUGAUGAAGAUCAUGUCGUGGUCGGCUUGGAUAAAGACAUAGAAAUGGUGAUCCGCACGAUGAUUUUUUAUUCGGACGAACAACCUUCAGUGGUUGUUAUCAAAGGCAUGUCUGGUAUCGGAAAGACGACUCUGGCUAGAGAAAUAUACAACCAUGCAGUCGUCAUUAAGCGAUUCCAGUAUCGUGCUUGGGUGUGUGUUUCUAAUGUCUUAACAAUUAAAGAGAUAGUCAUCAAACUACUUCUGCAUGUAGUAGUAGAUGGUGAAAAUCUUCAUACAUUGGAAGAAAUGGACAACCAAAGCCUCCUAGAUAUGCUUCGCCAGCGCCUGCAAGGAUUGCCAUAUUUGAUAGUUCUUGACGACCUGCCCAAAGAAAUAUACUUAGAAUCUCUUUUGUCAGCUAUUGAAUCACAAGGAUGUGGCGAAAGUAAAUUGGUGUUCACUAGUCACAUGACGCAUGACUCUGUAAAAAUCAACUGUAUUGUUCAUAAGAUGGAACCUUUGGAUUUUAAUAUGAGCUGGCAAUUGUUUUAUGAAACAAUAAACGGUGGGAAUAAAUUGAGGAGUGAGCAGAAAUUCCCUAAGGAGUUGGAGUACCAAGGAAAACAAAUGUUGAGAAAAUGUGGCGGUCUGCCAUUAGCUAUUAAAGAGGUUGCAAAUCAGCUAGCUCAAAAGAAAGCCUCUAUUGGGAGUGAAUGGGAACAACUUCUUGCAUCUGUUGAUUUAGGUUCAACAUUGGAGUUAUUGGAACCGUAUUAUCAAAAAUUAGACCCAGAAUUGCUGCCAUGUUUCAUGUAUAUGGCCUUGUUUAAGGAAAAUACAACUUUGAGGGCGAAUAAGUUGUCGCAGAUUUGGAAAGUGGAAGGCCGAGGAAUUUAUGAUAGUGAUUCAUAUUUAUAUGGUUUAGUUGAUGAAUCUGUUAUUGAUGAAGUCAACGACAAGAGCACACGGCAGAGGAGGGAAUACGUUUUGAGAUCCUUGGAAGUUCUCGACUCAGCAGAAAUCCACGCCAUCGUGUGA
This is a messenger RNA of Salvia hispanica, 1672 nucleotides long. NCBI's taxonomy places the organism in Eukaryota, Viridiplantae, Streptophyta, Magnoliopsida, Lamiales, Lamiaceae. The record is from RefSeq and is a predicted model, not a curated record.